AGGAAUGCGGCGAGUCGGUUGGCUACGAGCACGUUCUGACCGGAUUGAUUGCCAUUCUACGGUAUGUGUGAUAGGGUAGGCGAGGCAGCGUCAGGAGACUGAAGGGAGGGCUAGGGUACAUGACGUAUUAAGAGUCUAUUGUCUAGGGUUACGUUUGGGGCGAGCUAUGGCUUCGAAUGCAUCGAGGCUUACAUUAGGCAGAUAUCUCCCUUCACCUCUCUUCCCCCGACAGAGCGUGUAUCGACGAGGACUCAGAUUGUAUGCACUGGUACUCUUCCAGGCUCGCCGCCGGGGCAGGGACCUCCGUGGCCUGCUGUCCCCGAACAUCAUUCUAACCCCCACGUAUGGAACCUCCCAGACGACGGUCUCUGUUCGACACGCUGCUGUCUGUCCCCCACGCAUCUCCUCCCUCAGACGGCUCGGUACCCGGCAGGGCCGUCCCGUCGUGGGGGUGUUGACAUUUAUGGUUCUCCUCUCAGGGGAAGUUGUGAGCAUGUUUUUCUCACAAGGUCCUCACUCUUAUGUCUCUUGCCCUUUGGUGUGCAGUAGGGUUGCAUCGGCCGGAGCUCGAUUGCAAUUCCGAACAUACCGCGGGAUCUCCUUGGCCGCAUGCAUUAAAUUCCAUAUGAUACAUAGGUAAGUUAAAAGUAUGACCCGUGUGUCCCGCCCGC
This is a messenger RNA of Chaetomium strumarium, 671 nucleotides long. RefSeq lists its product as uncharacterized. NCBI's taxonomy places the organism in Eukaryota, Fungi, Ascomycota, Sordariomycetes, Sordariales, Chaetomiaceae. The transcript has a single exon. Bases 167 to 640 code for a protein of 157 amino acids. The record is from RefSeq and is a predicted model, not a curated record.